AAAUGUCAACAAAAUUGAAAUUGCCAAUCUUGUCUCUUGUCUUGAAUCUUGAACUUGAAGUGAUCUUAUCUAUUAAGUUUUACAGAAUCAUGGAAAAGACCGGUUUAAGUCCAAUAGAUCCCAGUUCAUUUUCUAGACCAGAUCUCGCUGUUGUUACUGAUAUAUUUUUGAAUUUGGUCGUUAAUUUUGAGAAGAAAAUAUUGAGCGGACAUGUGAUUUUGUCUGCUAGUAAAGUUGAACCAACUGUUAAUGAAUUGGUUCUCGAUGCUUUUAAACUAAACAUAUCUGGAGUGACUGAUAGCGAAACAAAGGAAAAACUAAAUUUCAAGUUAUCUGAUCAUUUGCAUGAGUUCGGUUCCAAAUUGACUAUUCAGUUACCGAAAUCUGAAGUGAGCAAAAUUAAGAUUUGUAUUGAAUAUGAAACGAGUCCAGAUGCGAGUAGUUUGCAAUGGAUUGCCCCUGAAGCGACGGCUGGUAAAAAACAUCCGUUUCUAUUCAGCCAGUGUGAGCCCACUCAUGCUAGAUCUUUUCUGCCAUGCCAAGAUACGCCAUCUGUCAAACAAACCUACAAAGCUUCAAUUACUGCACCAAAAGAACUGACAUCUCUGAUGUCGGCCAUACAGGAAGAUACAAAAGUAUUCGAAGACACCAAACAGGCGCAAUUCAUUCAAAAAGUUCCCGUACCUUCUUACCUUAUAGCUUUGGCCGUAGGGGCGUUGGUAUCUAAAAAAUUAGGACCUCGUUGUCAAGUUUGGGCUGAAAAUGAGAUCAUAGAAGAGUGCGCUUAUGAGUUCGCCGACACUGAGCAUCAAUUGAAAACGGCUGAAGAAAUUUGCGGGCCUUAUGAGUGGGGAAUUUACGAUUUGUUGGUAUUGCCUCCUAGUUUUCCUUAUGGGGGAAUGGAGAAUCCUUGUUUGACGUUCGUUACUCCAACAUUGCUGGCAGGCGACAGAUCCUUGGCAAACGUUGUAGCUCACGAAAUAGCCCACAGUUGGACUGGUAAUUUAAUAACAAAUAAGAGUUUUGAACAUUUUUGGUUGAACGAGGGAUUUACCGUAUUUACUGAGAGGAAAAUUAAGGGUAGACUCGAAUCGCCUCAGUCACAAGAUUUCGAUGCAUAUACCAGCAUUAGCGAGUUAAAAGAGUGUAUUGAUAGAAUAGGCAAUGACAGUCCUUUGACUCAAUUAGUGGUUGAUCUAAAAGGUGUUCAUCCUGAUGAAGCAUUUUCGCGUGUACCAUAUGAAAAGGGACAAACGUUCCUCAGAUAUUUGGAAUCCAUAGUUGGUGGGCCAACCGUUUUUGAACCGUUCCUGAGAUCCUACUUCCAAACUUUCAAAUACAAAUCCAUCGAUACGGACGAUUUCAAAAGAUUUUUCGACAAUUAUUUCAAAGACGUAUCCGCUAUAAAAUCCAUCGAUUGGAAAACCUGGUUGUAUGCUCCUGGUAUGCCGCCUAUCAUUCCAGAUUACGAUAUUUCUUUAGCUGUCAAAUGCAAUGAAUUGCUGGAUACAUUUUACAAAUGGAAUGGUGAGGGUGCUAUCCCAAUAUCAAUAGAUGAUAAAGACAAUUUGAGUACCAACCAGAUUAUUUACUGUUUACAGAAACUUUCCGGCUCUGAAGCUCAAAAUAUCGAAAAAUUGAAACGGCUAAAUGAACUAUUCAAAUUCGAUGGAGUUAAAAAUGCGGAAAUUAAAUUCAGGUGGUUGCGGAUCUGCUUAAAAGCUCAAUGGGAGGAUAAAGUUGAAGACGCCUUAAACUGGAUCAAUGUUGUCGGUAGGAUGAAAUACGUACGGCCUCUGUAUAGGGAUCUAUUCGAGUGGCAGGUGACCAAGAAUAGAGUGGUGGACAAUUUCAAGUCGAAUAGAAAAAAUAUGAUGCAUGUUACAGCGUAUGUUUUGGCGAAAGAUUUGAAGCUUGAGGCAUAGAUUUGUUGGAAUGUUUUUUUUUUGUAAAUUUAAAUAUUUUCAUAUUUAAAUAAAUAUUUUUAUAUAA
Molecule: messenger RNA, 1992 nt
Organism: Psylliodes chrysocephalus
Lineage: Eukaryota; Metazoa; Arthropoda; Insecta; Coleoptera; Chrysomelidae
Source: the annotation of a GenBank genome assembly